CUUUAUAGCAAGUACUACUAGAAUUAAUUAAAAACCCAUUGCAAGCUGCUUGAUUCCAUCAUGAUCAAAUCAUUAGUGAGUGUUUCAAACAUGUCGUCAAAUAGUGAAAAUGAAGGAGAACAACCACACUAUACAGAAAUCUUUGUAAGUAUACCACCUACUAGGCAUACUUCAGAAUGUAGACAUCAUAUCGUCAUUUCCCAUUUUUCUGCUGCCCUCUUUCACUAUCAAGCAAUACGUGAGGGUAAUGUCAUAAUGAUGAACCGGAGGUAAACCACCGAGGCGACUAUAUAUACACUAAGGUAUCCUCCGAAUAGAUCAAGCUGCACCCCUAAUUUCAUUCAAUCCCAGUAUCAAAUUCAACCGUACACAGGAAGCACCAAAAUUAUUUCCUCAAAAUGUCUAGCUCCGAAUAUGCCAGAAGCGUCGUGGCUGAGAUCUCCAGCCAUAAUCUUGAUACCUGGGUGCGGCCAGGUACCUUGACUAAAGAGGCCGAAGAGUCUGUGAGAGGCCACAUCCACCAGGAAUUGACAAGCUGGAUCUUCUACCGCAAGCUCGCAGCAGACUGUUCCCGGGCCAACAUUGCCCUUCAUGGAUUUGCAAUGCUGUGGGAAAGAAGUGCCAUGGAAUGUAUGCACGACAUGCACUGGAUGGAAAAGUACCUGGUUACUCGUGGCGGUCGAUCGAAGCCAACGGCUAUAGAAGCACCUCAGGUCGAAUGGCCAGAUAACCCCGUCGAGCCCUUACACCCUUGCCAGGAAGCAUUCACCGUCGAGAAGAAGCUCCUGGAGGAUCUGGAGCGAUUGUGCUCGCUGGCACAGAAGACCGGAGAAACCGCUCUCUCGGACGCCAUCCAGAGACGCUUCCUGCGCAAACACUCCAAGCACAUUAAAAAUUUGGCUGAUCUGAUCCAACAGGUAGCUAGGGUAUCCAAGCAGCCUGGCCUUGGAUUGUAUCUUCUGGACCGUGAGUUGCGUAAACACACGGGCAUGAUUCCCUGGGAUGCCGUUAAUGACCCUGAUAUCCAAGACAAGGGCAUUGAACUACUCAACAAGAGAAUCAGCGAGGGCCUGGGUUUGGGUGGGAUGGCAGACCACUGUGGACGUGUAUCAUCGCCUGUUGAUCUCUGAUGGGUGGGUGAUGGUGAUGCGAGUGCGUGUAAUAGUUGUUGACAGUUAUGUG
This is a messenger RNA of Aspergillus wentii DTO 134E9, 1182 nucleotides long. RefSeq lists its product as uncharacterized. The record is from RefSeq and is a predicted model, not a curated record. Gene Ontology annotation, molecular function: ferrous iron binding; ferric iron binding. NCBI's taxonomy places the organism in Eukaryota, Fungi, Ascomycota, Eurotiomycetes, Eurotiales, Aspergillaceae. Bases 399 to 1130 code for a protein of 243 amino acids. The transcript is spliced from 3 exons. Gene Ontology annotation, cellular component: cytoplasm. Gene Ontology annotation, biological process: iron ion transport; intracellular iron ion homeostasis.